UUUAAUCCUCUCUCUUACACUGUAUUAAAAAGGAGACACAUUCACAAAUGUUCAUGCACUCUUCCCAAAGACACUCAAAGCUCUUACACUUAGCAACCAGAAACACAAGAGGAAGUGAUCUCGUUGAACCGUCCGAUAAAUGUGCCUUCAAAAUAAAACAUGAAACCUACUUCCUGUGUUUCUCAGCUCUUCCCCCAACACUUGAGCUGCAUUUCCCCCUUACAUGAACAUUUUUAAACGCCCAAUUCCUUACAUCAGUAAUAGCGUUGAAAACAACGAAAAAAAAGAAUAAAUGCCAGAGCACGUGCUGUCUUUCAAAAUAAUAGUGAACUCCACACUUUGUCUCUAUUAUGACGCACAAAAUCAUACCAUUACACAGGCACGGAGAGAACAUGCAAACUCCACACAGGCGGCCCGGGAUUUAACCCGGGACCUCAGAACUGUGAGGCCAACGCUUUCCAGCUGACCCACCGUGCCGCCGAUUGUAAUUAUUAUCUUUGAAAAAAAUACACAUCAUUCUCUUUUCACCGAUUGUUUAAAAGGUGACGCACAAAAACGUAACAAACAAGUCGUAAUACUGUAAUUUAAAAGUAAAUGGGUAAAAUUUCUCAUACAAUAUCCUUUUCUGUGGUGAGUAUGUCCACAAUUUAUACAUCGUUAAACAUCUGAACACAAUCGUGUGGUUGGAGCGAUAAUGUUACAGUUGAGUAAAAGAGACUUAAAAUUUGUGCAAAUGAAAGCGUUAUCGCUGCCAUAUACCUUGGUCAGUUUAAAGCUGGACACCAUAGAGCAGCAUGACUUCCAAUAACACACCAUCAAGACUAAAAGAUAGAUUACAGUAAUUACCGAUCAAAUUGAAAAAAAAAAGACCACUGGGUUUGCUAAUGCGAAGGAACACUUGAUAUUUUGAUAUCUUGUUCGUUGUGCUGACUGCAAAUAUUAUGUAGAAAUGUUUUACUGAACAACAAAUUAUCUCAUUAAUGUUUCGCUUUAUUCAGGGUUAAAUCUAACCUCAAUAAAAAAAAAUGGCUGCAACAUUAAAAAAAUAAAACAUUUCCAAAAACUUAUGCUCCGACUUGAGCAAAGCACAGUUCGUAGCUGUGUAAUUUUCGUGCUGAUGCGUGCUUUUCCUGUGAAAUGAGGUACAAUCCAUUGGUUACCCGAAAGCAGGUGACGUCUAUAAACGCAUCACAUAUGAAAAAUUUAGCUCCUUUUGAUUUGCUAUUAGAUAUAAAACCGCCCCCUAAAAGCCCCGCAUCUUGUGAUUGGCUAUCACUUCCACAUGAACGCGAUGCUUCCUGAUGAACUCCAAAUGGAACAACCGUGCUCUUUUUAAACCAGAUCUGCGGUGGGAAAUUUGCCGUACGAGUCAAAAUGUUACACAGGAGCGACUGCUACCUGCUUUACAUCGUCGUGCUCUACCUUUCGGUCACCGCGACGUGUAAAUUCUCCACUUUGGAUCACUUGAAGUCGCAAGCCAGCGACAAGAAGCAAGGCAGAGCUGUGGCGGAGUUGCUGAGACGCCUGCUCGGGAACAGAUCUGCAGAGUUCGUAGUCCUCGUCAACAGGAGCCUCUCCAACGACAGCCUGGAUGUGUGUGAGCUCAGAUCGACCAAGAACAACAAGAUCGUCGCCACGGGCAAUAGCGGCGUGUCCGUUGCCUCUGGGAUUUACAACUACUUGAAAUACUUCUGCAACUGCCACGUUUCCUGGUCCGGUGAUCAAUUGGAUUUACCCCGUCCUCUUCCGAAACUCUCCGGUGUCCUUCGCAUUAACACUCAGCACAGGUUCCGCUACUACCAAAAUGUUUGCACCUUUAGCUAUUCCUCUGUGUGGUGGGACUGGCCAAGGUGGGAGAGAGAAAUAGAUUGGAUGGCGCUGAAUGGAAUCAAUCUUCCAUUGGCUUUCACUGGCCAAGAAGCCAUUUGGCAAGAGGUGUACCGAGCUCUUGGUUUAAACCAAUCAGAAAUCGAAGAAUUCUUCGCCGGUCCGGCCUUUCUUGCCUGGAACCGAAUGGGAAACAUGUUCGAGUUUGGCGGACCUCUGCCACAGUCCUGGCAUGUGAAUCAGCUGACCCUCCAAUUUAAAAUCUUGGAGCGAAUUAGAUCAUUUGGCAUGAUUCCAGUGCUGCCAGCCUUCUCUGGGAAUAUCCCCAAGGGAAUCCUCAGGUUGCAUCCAGAGGCAAACGUAACAAGAUUGGGGCCAUGGGCUCACUUCAACUGCAGUUACUCGUGCUCCUAUAUCUUGGACCCUCGGGACCCACUUUUCCUCCAGAUUGGUUCCCUCUAUCUUUCCCAGGUGAUCAAGCAAUUUGGAACGGAUCACGUUUACAACACAGACACCUUCAACGAGAUGAUUCCACCUUCCUCAGACCCCGCUUACCUGUCUGCUGUCAGUAGAUCGGUAUUUGCCUCAAUGACCGCUGUUGAUCCUCAGGCAAUUUGGCUGAUGCAGGGAUGGUUGUUCUUUAGUGCUGCAACUUUCUGGAAACCUGCCCAGAUUCAGGCCCUACUACACGGCGUGCCCCUUGGACGGAUGAUCGUGCUAGACUUGUUUGCGGAGACGGAGCCAAUUUUCUCCUACACUGAGUCUUUCUAUGGGCAGCCUUUCAUCUGGUGCAUGCUGCAAAACUUUGGUGGCAACAGUGGUCUCUUUGGCACAGUGGAAAGUAUAAACUCUGGACCCUUCAAAGCCUUGCAUUUUCCGAACUCCACCAUGGUUGGCAUAGGUAUGACACCCGAGGGUAUUGAGCAGAAUCCAGUCAUGUAUGAGCUAAUGAGUGAAUUGGCAUGGCGCAAGGAGCCGGUCAACUUGGUUAAGUGGGCGUCUCUGUAUGCUAUACGGCGUUAUGGCACCACCCAAGACAGUCUCAUCACCGCAUGGAGACUCCUUUUUUCCAGUGUCUACAAUUGCACUCUGCCACAUUAUCGAAAUCAUAACCACAGCCCACUGGUGCGCCGGCCAUCUCUUCACAUGAACACUGACCUUUGGUACAACCCAGCGGAUUUGUUCAAUGCUUGGAAACUCAUUAUUGAAGUGUCCCCUUCUCUCAUGUCCAAGGAAACCUUCCGGUAUGAUCUUGUUGAUGUUACUCGGGAGGUUUUACAAGUUCUGACAACAUCGUUUUACCUGGAUAUUACAGAUGCCUUUCAUAAACAAAAGUUGCCCGAACUGCUAAUUUCAGCUGGGGUCCUCAUAUAUGACCUUUUGCCAGAACUCAAUCGUUUGCUAUGUAGUGAUCGCAAUUUCCUGUUGGGGAAAUGGCUGGAGCAGGCCAAAUCUUUAGCUAUUGAUGAGGAGGAGGCCCAGUUAUAUGAUAUGAAUGCGAGGAACCAGCUCACUCUAUGGGGCCCUAGCGGUGAAAUCCAAGACUAUGCCAGCAAAGAGUGGGGAGGCCUCAUGGAGGACUACUACGCCCAACGGUGGGGCCUAUUUGUCCAAACACUGGUGAAGUGUCUGGACAGUGGGCAGCCAUUCAAGCAAGAUGCAUUCAACCAGGCAGUUUUCCAGGUGGAAAAGGGAUUUAUUUAUAAUGGUCGAAAAUACCCCACAAAGCCUCAAGGUGACACGUACGAGAUCACCCGUAGGAUCUUCCUAAAGUAUUACCCACAGGCCUUGAAAAGACUAUUAUGAUCAGCAGAGAUUUCGAUAAAUGUGUGAAGCAGUAUCCCAAACUGAAGAAAAUCAGGUUUUUGUCCUUCCAAUUAACUCUUUCCUGAAAUGCAGUAAGAAAUAUUUUCCUGCCACAUGCCCAUAAGUCAUAAAUGAGGGAAAGUAUGCCAACCACCCUGAUUUUACACUAACAAAAUUCUGGUUGGCACUAGACUGGUGUAUUCCAUUUCCACGCCACAGUUCGUGGUUGACAAUUGAGAAUUGCUGCAUUUGUAUUCAUGCUAUCGUACUGCAGUAUGGUACUGUGGUACUGUGGUUCAAAGUGUGCCAAGCCAAUACGUACUGACAUUAACCACUGCCUUUUGCUUACGAUCAAACAUUUGUAUUCGCUGUAAUUUUGUGUAUAAAGUAAAGAUACGGUUGCUGUCAGUUUUUAAGUUUAAAUGUCUAUUUUAUUUUUUUUUUACCCUUGGAUGUAAUGAUGCUAUCUGAGCAUAAGUUUCAAUGUACUUGGGCUUUGCUCUGUCUACAUGGAAUAAAACUUUUACAUAUACAGUACUGUGAAAAAAUAUUGGCCCUAUUCUCAAAUUCUUAUAUUUUUGCAGUUUCACCACUUUAAAAUUAUUAAACAUAUCUAAAUAUCUGACAAAUUGAACCUAUUCACUUAAGUAUUUAAAAAAAUUGUUUCAUUUAUUAAAGGAAAAAAAUUCUGUUAUCUGGCCCUGUGGAAAAAGUAUUGUCCCCCUCCCCUCUUGUCAAAUAAUGAAUUGUUAAUCACGGUUUUUGGUUAAUUUUCACAGAUUACCUCCAAACCUCUUCAAUCAAAAAAUCAUUUAAACAAUCUGACAUGACAAAAUCAAGUUGGACAAAAGAUCUAAAACUACCUGUAACAAAAUAACACUAUCCAAAGAAAUUCCCACACAGUUGAGAAAUAAAGUACUUAACAUCUGUCAGUCUGGAAAGUUUUACAAAAAAUAUUUCCAGAGCUUUGGAAUUCCAGCAAACUAUAGGGAAAGCCAUUGUUCUCACAUGGAGAAAACAUGGUACAGUAGGGAACCUUCCACAAGAGUGGUGAGCCUACAAAGAUUAUCCCAAGAGAACAGCUUUGAUGCAUCCAGGAAGCCAGUAAGGAAUUCGUGACAAGUUCUUAAGAACUGCAGGCCUCCCUUGGUACAGUUAAACUCUGUUUUCAUGACACAAUAAGGAAGAGACUGGGCAAAAAUUGCUUCCAUGCCAGAGUUCCACGGUUAAAAUCACUGUUGACCAAAAGAACAUAGUUGUCUUAUUGGAAAAAAAAAAACAAAAGUUUCCCAUGAAUUAUUGGAAAAUGUUUGGAAUAACAGGAUAAAAAUGAAGCUUUUUGAAAUGUGUGUGUCUCAUUACAUCUUGCAUAAAUGUAGCAAAACAUUUCAGGAAAAAAAAACCUCAUACCGACCAGUCAAAUAUGGUGCUAGUGUGAUGGUCUUGGGGUGCUUUUCUCCUUGAGGACUUGGGACAACCAGAAGGAGAAUGUUCAGCCAUCAGUGUGGGACCUUAAGAUGAAGCGCACUUGUAUUCUGGAGUAGGUGAACGAUCCAAAACACACCAGCAAGUCAACUUCUGAAUGGCUUAAAAAGAAAAAAAACAAAAGGGCGGGGGGGAGGGGGGGGGGUUAAAACAAUUCUGUGAGGAAAAGUGGGCCCAAAUAUUUCCACCCACGGAGAUGUCAAAGAUUAAUCGCCCGUUAUAUAAAAUGUUUGAUUUCAGUUGUUCCUGCUGAGGACGGCCCCACUGGUUAUCAGGUUUAGGGGAUUGUUAUUUUUAAUGUUUUUUACACAGGGCAAGGUGACUGAUUUUUUUUUCCCUUUAGUUAAAUCUUUUAAAAAGAGCAUUUUAAGCUUUCUUGGCUUGCAUUUGUUUAAAGAUCUUAAACAUUAAAGUUAGGAAACUGCAAAAAUAUAAGAAUUGCAGAAUUGGGACAGUAUUUUUCAGGGCAUAUGUGAUUAAAUGUAACUCAGCAAAUUUAAAUGCUACGGGGCACUUUUUGAAAUCAUCAACAAGCUUCUGGCAUAAUACGAGCUUGACGUCUGACAACUGUUCUUUGCAAAAUUGGUCGGGUUAAUUUUAAUCGGUUGGUGUCCUCGAACUAGGAUUGAGAAUUGAUGAGAAUUUAGUGAUUUCAUUGGUUUUUGAUCAAAUUCUGUAUUGUUCUGGUCAUGGUGAUUGUGAAGGAGUGAGGGAAAGAAAAAUAAAGAAAAUGGGUUUGUUUGCUUAA
Molecule: messenger RNA, 5866 nt
Organism: Syngnathoides biaculeatus (alligator pipefish)
Lineage: Eukaryota; Metazoa; Chordata; Actinopteri; Syngnathiformes; Syngnathidae
Gene: naglu
Product: N-acetylglucosaminidase, alpha
Exons: 6
Coding region: 1375-3633 (752 amino acids)
Source: RefSeq, a predicted model, not a curated record